CUUCAGUGGGGAAACGGAUCCGACUAGCUAGUUAACAGUGGGGGAACGGCCACAGUUUAGUUAUAUUAAAGACUGUCCGCUGUUUACUGCCGUGCAUAAUUGGAUUAGACGUGAAGUCUUUGCUUGCCUGUCUCCACUGAAAUAUUCUCGACAUGGUUCAGCCACUCUUCAAGCUGUGAAGAAGAGCCGUUUCGGACAAUCGCCGAGGCUGUACUCGGCUUGUCUUAAUGAGGACAUGUUAUCAAGCUGCAUCGUGUAGCAUUGCUGGUUAAACAGUCACCUGACUGUCCCUCAGAUGUCACCAGACAGCCUGAGGGGCCUUUCUGUUCUGUGUUCACUGUUUGCAGACUAUAGUUGACAAGAUGAGUCCAGAAAUAAAAAUGCUCCUGAACAUCUUCAUCUUGGGCAUUGGCUUCAUGUUAAUGUUCACCGCUUUUCAAACCUGCGGCAACAUAGAACAAACUGUGAUAAAGAGUUUCAAUAGCACAGAGUUCCAUGGCAGCGGCUAUACAAGCAUGGCUAUUAUCUAUGGAGUCUUUUCAGCGUCAAACUUAAUAGCUCCCUCAGUGGUGGCUGUCAUUGGACCUCAGCUGUCGCUGUUUUUCAGCGGACUAGUUUACAGUGGAUACAUUGCCAUGUUCAUCCACCCUUUUACCUGGAGUUUCUACACCUUCUCUGUUUUGGUUGGGAUUGCAGCUGCAGUGUUGUGGACAGCCCAGGGGAACCUCCUCACCAUCAACUCCACCGACUCCACCAUUGGUCGAAACAGCGGCAUAUUCUGGGCUCUGCUGCAGUUUAGCUUAUUCUCUGGCAAUCUUUACAUAUAUUUUGCCUGGCAUGACAAAGUUCACAUAUUAGACAAGGACCGCAAGACAGUGUUCAUCUCACUCACCGUCAUAAGUCUAGUCGGCAACUUCCUCUUCUUCCUCAUUCAGCGGGUCGAGCCAGAGGUUCUACCCUCAGAGGCCUCUGAGUCACUGCUGCCAGGAGACACUUCUGAGAGCGAUUCAGGGGGGGUAGCGCCACAGAGUCGAGCAACUCGGGCUUUGGAUGCAUUCAAGAAAGCCAUUCAGCUAGCUGUGACCAAAGAAAUGCUGCUGCUGAGCAUCUCCAUCGCAUACACCGGACUGGAACUGACAUUUUACAGCGGGGUAUAUGGGACAUGUAUAGGAGCCAUGACUCGCUUUGGGAAUAAUGCCAAGAGUCUCAUUGGUCUCUCUGGAAUUUUCAUUGGUGUUGGGGAAAUACUUGGUAAGUCAUUGUGCAUCAACAGUGUUCUUGCUUCCAAGGUCCUUAAAACGAGAAAAAAAGGUAGAAUGCACAUCUUUCUUCGACCAGGUGGAUCUUUGUUUGGCAUGCUGAACCAGUGCAGCCGCUUCGGACGAAAUCCAGUAGUACUCUUGGGACUGCUCACCCAUUUUCUGGCUUUCUUCCUGAUCUUCCUUAACAUUGCCCCUGAUGCACCAUUAGCGCCAGAGGAAGGAACCGAGCUGCAGGGAUUCAUCUCUCCCAAUGUGGAUGUGGCAUUGCUGUGCAGUUUUCUGCUGGGCUUGGGUGACAGCUGUUUCAACACUCAGCUGCUCAGCAUCAUCGGCUUCGUGUACCAUGAUGACAGCGCUCCAGCUUUUGCUGUCUUCAAGUUUGUACAGUCCAUCACAGCGGCCGUGGCCUUCUUCUAUAGUAACUAUCUUCUGCUGCACUGGCAGCUGCUCAUUAUGGUGCUUGUGGGCUUCGCUGGCACGCUGUCCUUCUUCAUGGCCGACUGGAUAGUGGUCUGCCACCGUCAGGACUCUGAUUAUGACAGCAUCUGAUGUCUGGAGUUAGCGGAAGUGUAGUAGUGCCAGAAGAUGUUUUUUUUUUUUUUCCCAGCUGCUUCUUGGAACCUGAGCUAGGGGAGUUUCACUGAAUGAAUUGUAUGUUACUGGUUUGUUUUUGCUGGUUCAUCUCUGUUCUGAAGACACUUCCUUAACUUGGCCUUUCAGUCCCGGGGAACACUUAGUUCUUGUAUCCUUUCUGCUUUCUGAGAGGCAUUCGGCUGAACCCGUGUUUUUUUUUGUUUUUUGUUUUUUUUUUAAAUGUAGAAAGCCAUUGCAAAUAGAUUCCUUUUGUUGUUGCUUACACGUCUAGAAAUUUUAUUUUGAUUUCUCUGAGAAGGGUUAUGCAGGUCCCAAAGUUCACCUACAGUAAUGCAAUAAAAGGUUCAGAUUUUAUUCUAGCCUUGAAUCCCAGUAUUUCUAACACCACUAACUGUGUCAGCAGGACAACAUGAAAAUGUGUGGCCUCUAGCAUUUGCUUAUCCAUUUGAAGGGAGAAAAUAUAAUGUAAUUACAUUUUCAUUGUAGAAUCCAGACAUUAGAGAAUCAUUUGACAAUGAAAUUACACUCUAAAAUAGUUACACUCUAUAAAAUAGUUAUAUUCUGUAAACAAUGCAUGAAAUUAUGCACUAUACUGCUGAAGACUGGUUCACUUAAAUGAGUGAUGUGAGCACUGACAAGUGGGCAUUUAACGCCUUUUACAUGUACCAGCCACUGGCAACAGUACAAUUAUACAAUGUAAAUACACUAUAAAUAGCUGACGAGUUACUUUUAGUCUUAGGCUUAAUGUUUGAAAUCUAGAACAGUGAGAGUACUCUUUCUUUAAAAGAAAAAAAUCUUGCCAAAGAAUUGAGUUUCUUCAGCUGUGCUUGCUGAAGUUCAUGGGAAUCCUUGUCUUGGAAAAAACUCUGAAGUGAAUGUUCAAAGACAUGGAAGUGGUGACAUUAGUCAGAGAGAAAUAUAGUGGUCCAGUGGUCUCCCACCCUCCUUCUGGGAAUCUACACUCUUAGUAAAAAUGGUUCUUUAAUAAUAGAGAACCAUAUCUGGUGCUGUGGAAAACCAAUUUUUUUAACAAAGGUUCUUUAAAAAACCAUAUGCAACAGAUUUUUCCAUCAUAAAGAAGAACUAUUUAACCAUGCAAGGACCCAUGUAUGACCUCAGGUGGUUCUGAGUGUUGGUCUUCAUUCCAAAAUGCUGUAUAUCUAUAUCCAUUUGUAACAUGUUGGAUAUUACAAGUUUUUGCAAAGAAUAACAACUGACACAUGGAAAAUACAUUUAUAUAUCACUAAUUAAGGUGGUGUUAAUCAAAAUAUAGCACUGAUAUUUCUUAUAUGGGUAAAGCUCGCACCCAAUACCGUAUAUACUAAAUGAAAAUCCUUGCAAGUGGUCUAUAACGUGUUUUGGAACAAAACUCCUAGUAGAUAAGCACUGUCUUUACUAAAGAACCUUUGAAGUACUUUUUUUAAAGAUCCUUUCUGCAGGUUUCACCACCACCCCAAAUCUAACACCUCAUCCAGCUAAUCAAAAACUUCUGAAGGUAAUCAUUAGAUGGACCCCAUGGAGUUGAAAAGGGCUAGACCUAAAAUCUAUAAAAUCAGAUCUCCAGGAGCAGGAUUGGUGACCACUGUCUUAGACAAUACACCAUCACGUAUAGAAUACUGAGAGGCAGAGCAUGUACCUUCUGCUGGAGCCUGCAUGUUUAUCUAAUAAUCCUACAGUCACAUCUACAUUUGAAGUUUAUGAAGUUUCUACAGUGUUGUCAAUCAACAGACACUCCCUUUUUAUUUUAUGUGUAAAUUUGAAACCACUGAGUGACCUCUAUCACUUUCUCAUUUUUAUUGAACUGAAUUUAGACUAUAUUUGCAUGAGUGUGUGGGAGAUGUAUGUGAACAGGUUUAUGCUGUCACUCUUCUUGUUUCUUGGAAUGAAUGUAAUCAUCAGCUUUAAUUCAGGGCAAUCUAUCUAAAGGAUGUUGAGGGACAUAUGGGUAAACGUAAGCUGUAUUUAUGAAUAUUUGAUUGUGUACUUGAAUUAUAUACUUGGCCUACUGUAAAUGAACUCUGGAUGGAGCCAGGAUUUUCUGCUUGUUUUUUAUACAUAAGAUUAAACUUUAUUUUGAGACAUUA
Messenger RNA from Colossoma macropomum (tambaqui), 3940 nucleotides. It is a transcript of the gene mfsd11, whose product is annotated as major facilitator superfamily domain containing 11. The coding region runs from base 363 to 1811 and encodes 482 amino acids. The transcript is spliced from 13 exons. Lineage: Eukaryota; Metazoa; Chordata; Actinopteri; Characiformes; Serrasalmidae. The record is from RefSeq and is a predicted model, not a curated record.